UCUUAUCUUUAAAAUACAUGCCCGCUGGGCGUACACAGUUACGCUAUUGAGAAAGGAGUUCAUUUUUGAAUGUACAAACGUGUUGUUUCUUUCUCGUCGAAGAUUGCUGAUUAUGAGUGAUCGUGUGCUACGCUUUUAACGAUCAGAAUGGCAGAUGCGUUGAUAAAUCUCUUUGUUGCUGCUGGCUUAAGUGCUCAAAAGGCAAAGGAAACAGCUAAAAAUGAAAUUUUGGCGAAAGAGUUUAAGAACAACAUUGAAAAGGCCAAGCAAGCCAACGGCGGAGGAGAAUUAGACAAGACUGUUGGUAAUCUACUAUACCAUGUUAGCACCAGGCUAAAGGAUAAGAAGAGAACAGAUUUCAUCAUCGGCUACAUUACCUCCAAAAAGAUCAACUCAGAACCGCAGCUCACAGCUGCCUUAGAGUAUCUGAAGUCUCAUCCAUUGGACCCUAUCAAUGUAGCUGAGUUAGAGAAGGCUUGUGGAGUAGGAGUAGUCGUAGACCCAGAGGAUAUUGAGGAUGAGGUGGAACAAGCCAUUGGCAAUCACAAAGAAGGACUUAUGGAGAAGAGGUAUCAUUACAACAUGGGUCCGGUUAUCAGUGAAGUUCGUCAGAAGCUAAAGUGGGCUGAUGGCAAGGCCAUCAAGACAGAGAUGGACAUGCAAGUAACCAUUCUUCUUGGACCAAAAACAGAGGCAGACAUGGUGAAACCAAGCAAGGAUGGAAAGAAAGAAAAAUCUGGUGGUGAAGCCAAAGGCAAAUCAGCCAAGAAGUCCAAAGAGGAACAGAGAAAGUCUGAACCUGAGAAGGAUUUAGAAUCUCCAGCUGAACCUAAGUCAUUCUCCUCCAUCAGUCAGCUGAUGGGUGAUGCUGUCAGGUUUCACAAGCCAGGUGAUAAUUACAAGACCGAUGGCUAUGUCAUCACAUCCAAGACCAUGGAACUACUUCAACAGCACUUGAAACUCACCGGAGGCCAGGUUCGCACUCGCUUUCCUCCAGAACCCAAUGGUAUUCUUCACAUUGGACACGCAAAGGCCAUCAACUUCAACUUCGGUUAUGCAAGGGCCAUGGGAGGCAUCACUUUCCUGCGCUACGAUGACACCAACCCCGAGAAGGAAGAGGAGAAGUUCUUCACGGCCAUCUACGACAUGGUGACCUGGCUCGGUUACACACCCUACAAGGUCACGCAUGCAUCAGACUACUUCCAGAAUCUCUAUGAGCUGGCUGUGGAGCUCAUCAAAAGCAAUCUUGCGUAUGCGUGUCAUAUGAAGUCAGAGGACUUGAAAGGCUUCAAUGUACAAGAUUCACCAUGGAGGGAUAGACCAAUAGAAGAAAGCCUUAGACUCUUUGAGGAUAUGAAGAAAGGCAAGUUUGAAGAGGGAGAGGUAACACUGCGUAUGAAGACUACUCUAGAGGAGGGUAAGAAGGAUCCAGUGGCUUACCGUAUCAAGUAUACUCCCCAUCACAGGUCCAAAGACCAAUGGUGUAUAUACCCAACAUACGACUACACCCAUUGUCUAUGCGACUCUAUUGAGCACAUCACCCAUUCACUAUGCACUAAGGAGUUUCAGUCCAGACGCUCUUCCUACUACUGGUUAUGCAACGCUGUGGAUUUGUACUGCCCUGUACAGUGGGAGUAUGGUCGGCUUAACAUGCACUAUACUGUCGUCUCUAAGAGGAAGAUUGGCAAGCUUAUUUCAGCCGGCAUUGUCAGAGACUGGGAUGAUCCAAGGUUGUUCACCCUCACAGCACUCAAACGCAGAGGCUUCCCACCUGAAGCUAUCAAUAUGUUCUGUGCAAAGAUUGGAGUGACCAUGUCGAAGGUGGCCUUUGACCCCAGUAUGCUGGAGGCCUGUGUGAGGGAGGUUCUGAACAACACUGCUAAGAGGGUGAUGGCUGUUCUUGAUCCCAUCAAAGUCACCAUAUCAAACUUCCCUGAUGCCAAGGCUCGCUUACUGGAUGUACCCAACAUCCCACAUGAUCCCUCUCAAGGAACUCACUCCAUCCCGUUCUCUUCUGUGAUCUACAUCGAGCGAUCAGACUUCCAACAGAAAGCAGAGAAGGGCUACAGACGGUUGACUCCUUCCCAGCCUGUUGGUCUGAAAUACACUGGCAAUGUCCUUAGUGUGGAAUCAGUGGUGUGUGAUAACAGGGGAGAAGUGACUGAGCUCAAGGCUAGGAUCACACACCUUGAAGAGACCAGUAAACCCAAGGCAUUCAUUCACUGGGUGUCCAAUCCCAUCCCAUGUGAAGUCCGCAUCUAUGAAAGACUAUUCAGACAUAAGAACCCUGAGGACCCAGAAGAAGUUCCAGGAGGUUUCAUCACAGAUUGCAAUAAGGACACUUUGACUGUGAUGAAUGAGACACUUAUCGACCAAUCAGUGAAAGGAGCAAAGAUCUACGAUAGAUUCCAGUUUGAAAGGAUUGGCUUCUUCUCCAUAGAUACAGAUACCACAGCUAAUAAGCUGGUCUUCAACAAAACAGUGGCCUUGAAGGAGGACUCAGGGAAGAACUGAUUCAUCCUCUACUCAACACUCCUUCCCUAUGGGCCUCGUCACCUUGUUUUAUUCAACAAUAUUUUUAUCCAUCGUUAUAAAUAAUCAUUUCCGUACCUUCCUGUAUUCUCUUUCCUAAGCUUAACCUGUUUGACCUCAUUUUUAUUUAACAUGCAAUUCCAAUAGUUAUUAUCCCAAGCUACCUUUGACUGAGUAUGCAACUGGGUAAACUAAUUUGCGUAUUAUUAUCUUUUGGGACUUCUUUUUAAUUCUUAGUGUAGAUUAUGUGUAGGCUAUCCUAGCUGAUUGUCAAUAGAUGUUUCCAUGCAACUUAAUUUUCCUGAAGGAGAUACAAAAAAUACCUAGCUAAGAAAAAAAAAAUCAUGAAUGCUUUUAUGAAGUCGAAUCUAAGACAAUUGCAAUACCUCACUUGAUUUGUUUUUAGAAAUUUUGUGUGGAAUAUAUGAAAGGUCAUUUCCACAGGCAAUGAAUGCUUGGCUUUUGAAAUUGCCCAUGAAUUCCUUUUUUUUUUGCAGUGGUGUUUUGUGCAUAUCUUUUAAAUGUUGCAUUUGCCAGACUUUAGAAUGAACCACUGAUAUUCUUUUUAACAGUGAUGAUAUUCAGUCAUCUGUUAAGCCCUUCUCAUAUCAUCCUUUUAACCUUUCUAUGGAUGGACAUUGUAAUUUGUAGAUAUGAACAGAACUUAAAUAACUGUGUUGAAGUGAAUGGCAGUGUAAUGCAGGCUGAAGAGUGCAUUUUGUGCGGUCUAUUAAUAUUCUGUUGGAGAUUACUAUAUGCUCUUCCAUGUUUAUUUGGCAAGGGGGUGGAUAACAAUCAAGGCAAUGUGAGCUGUAUGGAGUGGAUCAUAGACUGUCAAGUGAUUUCAUACAUUUGUUCUCAAUCACUUGAACGUCAAUGAACGUAUUCACAGUAAAUUUUUUGUAAGAUUUCUUUAACUGUCUCAGAAAGUGAAACUAUGAAUACCCACUAUUACUUUCAUUUCAUUACUGAUACCUCAACAAAAAAUGUACAUAUGUUAUGUCCUGCUUAAUCUUACAUACUGUAACAGUGUGAACUGAAUUUGUUUUAUUGUCUGAAAUUCCGUUUGACACUAUCUUUAACACUUCGAAACCAUAUAUAUCUUCUGUCUCCACAUCAAUGUACUCACUUUCAUGAGACGAUUCCUUUUCUUUCAUUUCCCCCUUAAUUUCAGCCAUUUUAGAUAAUAAAAGAUAUCAUCCUUCAUUGAAUUGCCAAUGUGUCACUAAUAUUGCUCUCCUUAGUGGUGUUUACGGUAGUUGAAAUGAUAUGUUAUGAUUUGAUGAAUGUUUUAUUCAAAUAUAGACAAUUGAUAUAUGACUUUAAUUGCUCUUAAGCAAUGUGUUCAUUCAAUUAAGUUUCAAUCAUGAUGUCUUUAUUAGCUAUGACAAACCUAAUUUUGUUUUCAAAAUGAAGUUGAAUUGCUUUUAUCACUGCAAAUUUCAAGAUUUUCCUUGAUAUAAUUUUUCUGUUUUACUUGAAGACUUAGACCAAUAGAAGAUUUCAACAAAGUUGCUCAUUCUGUUAUUGUUCAUUACUAAAUAGUCGGUGUCAUUGUAACCAAAUGUACAUGAUUAUCAAACAUACAUUGCCUUUUUUGCAGAAACAAAUAUCUUUUAUUUAUUAAAAAUAUAUAAUGAGCUAAAAUUAGGGCACAAUAUCCUAUUUGGGUGGAAUAGUAUACUGGCUAUAACUAGAUUUUUGCACCAAAAACUUCAAGUUAUGGAAUUACAUCUGUCAGUGUAAAAUUUGAAUAUACUUGUCCAAGACACAUAUAUAUAUUUUUUUUUAUUUAUUUCAUUUUUAUAGCAAUUGUGUCUCCUAUUUAUGAAGGUCUUCUCUUAGUAGUAAUGUAUCUGAAACAGAUUUAAAAAUGGCUUCAAACAUUUUUUUACCAGGUUGUUGACAUUUGGCAUGCACCUGAUAUCAAUGAACCAACGCACUGUUUUUGAAUAAAAUUCAAAACGAUAUGACAAUUUGAA
Strongylocentrotus purpuratus (purple sea urchin) is the source of this 4514-nucleotide messenger RNA. Its product is annotated as glutamine--tRNA ligase. NCBI's taxonomy places the organism in Eukaryota, Metazoa, Echinodermata, Echinoidea, Camarodonta, Strongylocentrotidae. The coding region runs from base 148 to 2514 and encodes 788 amino acids. Gene Ontology annotation, biological process: glutaminyl-tRNA aminoacylation; translation. Gene Ontology annotation, cellular component: aminoacyl-tRNA synthetase multienzyme complex; cytosol; cytoplasm. Gene Ontology annotation, molecular function: ATP binding; glutamine-tRNA ligase activity. The record is from RefSeq and is a predicted model, not a curated record. The transcript has 20 exons.